This is a messenger RNA of Heterobasidion irregulare TC 32-1, 1093 nucleotides long. RefSeq lists its product as uncharacterized. Gene Ontology annotation, biological process: shikimate metabolic process; chorismate biosynthetic process. The coding region runs from base 1 to 1014 and encodes 337 amino acids. NCBI's taxonomy places the organism in Eukaryota, Fungi, Basidiomycota, Agaricomycetes, Russulales, Bondarzewiaceae. The transcript has 3 exons. The record is from RefSeq and is a predicted model, not a curated record. Gene Ontology annotation, molecular function: shikimate 3-dehydrogenase (NADP+) activity.
AUGUCUGGGCCAGUAACUGAUGUCGCUAUCGAGGAGACUCAGGCGGUAGGGGCAGACUCACCUACACAGACGUACGGCCUGACUACGCUGUCCGCCGACAAUAUUCACACCGAGACCCGCAAAAACUAUCUUUUUGGUCACCCCAUCGCACACUCUCUGUCCCCCCUCUUCCACAACACGAUCUACGACUCGCUCAACCUCCCAUGGACACAAACCCUUAUCGAGUCGCGCGACCCAGACGAUUUUUUUCCUUUGAUGCGCCAGGAUGACUUCAUUGGCGCGAGCGUCACCAUGCCGCACAAGGUGUCCUUUCUUCAGCACGUCGACGCCGUGACAGAGGAAGCGCGCAUCAUCGGCGCGAUGAACACCCUCUUCGUGCGCCUUGACCCAACGACGCGCCAGCGGCGCUACAUUGGGACCAACACCGACUGCCUCGGCGUGCAGGGCGCAUUUGAGCAGAACGUGCCGGGUAUCCGACAAAGACAGCACGGGCGGCCGGCACUGGUGAUAGGCGGCGGUGGCGCAUGCAGGGCGGCCACGUACGCGGUGAACGCGCUGCUCGGCGCGAGCGUCGUGUAUCUCGUGAAUCGAUACAAGAGCGAGGUCGACGCCGUCCUAGCAGGCUUCGCCAAGGUCGGGUUUGCGGGACGGCUCUUGCACGUCGAGACCGCAGAGCAGGCGCGUGCGCUCGAGGCCCCUGUCUGCAUCGUCGGGGGCGUCCCUGAUUUCCCGCCUCAGUCGCCGGAAGAGGUGCAAGCGCGGGAAGUUAUAUUGGAGUUUUUGGGUAAGCCGGAGAAAGGCGUCGUCCUGGAGGCGUGCUACCAUCCACGCAUAUGGACGGAGUUCGCGGCGCUGAGCGAGGCGAACGGGUGGCAGGUCAUCAUCGGUACGGAGAUGAUGAUAAGUCAGGGUCUUGCGCAGGACGUGUGGUGGACAGAGAAGAGCUUAGACGAGCUGCCGGUGCAGUUGGUACAGAAGGUCAUCCGCGAGGCUGUGGAGAAGAGUCAACAUUGAGUAGAUUUAGAGUCAAACAAGAAGGGAUCCGUGUUAUAUGUAAACUCACGGUGAAAUAUACUGUAUUCAUUCGCUGUCC